Balaenoptera ricei (Rice's whale) is the source of this 2803-nucleotide messenger RNA. RefSeq names its product FOS like 2, AP-1 transcription factor subunit (gene FOSL2). The coding region runs from base 821 to 1804 and encodes 327 amino acids. The transcript is spliced from 4 exons. Gene Ontology annotation, cellular component: nucleus. The record is from RefSeq and is a predicted model, not a curated record. Gene Ontology annotation, biological process: regulation of transcription by RNA polymerase II. Gene Ontology annotation, molecular function: DNA-binding transcription factor activity, RNA polymerase II-specific; RNA polymerase II cis-regulatory region sequence-specific DNA binding. Lineage: Eukaryota; Metazoa; Chordata; Mammalia; Artiodactyla; Balaenopteridae.
UGUGGAGUUGAACUCGUGCCAUUGUAGUGACUCAUCUCGGGCAGAGCGCUGGGGCUCCGAGCAAACCAGCGAGCAAGCGAACGGCGUUCGGCGGGGACAGAGAGAGGGAGUGAGAGAGGCGCGGACGGGCAACGCGGGCCCGUCCGGGAGCGGGCGCCGGGGAAGGGGUGCAGGUCCGGGCGCCGCAGCUGUGGCACGGGGAGCGGGGCCACGUCCCUCUCCGCGCCGGCUCAACUGGAACCCCACCGGCCGCGGGCCGGGCGCAGGCUGCCUUCUAGUCAAGUGUCCGAACCGCUCGAAACUCCGGCGGCGAGUCGGCCACAGGAAGUUUAUUCUCAGCUCCUUUUCUAAAAGGAGGAAAUAGAAGUUUCUCCAAGCGGGCAGCCUUUCUUUUCGCCUUUUUUUGCCCUGUCUGAAAUCGGGGGUCCCCAGACGUGGCAGGCUUGACUCGCCGGGCUCCUAUUCUGUUUUACUUUCCAAUUUUUGAUUAAGCCGGCGGUCCGGCCUGAGCUCCGGUUGCGCGCGGGGGCGGGAGGGCGCGCGCAGGGGAGGGACCGAGGGACGCGCGGACUUUUUAGUGGGAGGGACCGGGUGGACAGCCGGACCCGCAGCGCUCAUAGAGCAGGAAAGAAGUGCAGCGCUCGGCGCUCGGGGGUCACUGUUCCCGGGGUGUCGCCGCCGAGGGGGAGAAGCCCGGGACCGAAGACUAGAGCCCGAGGCGCGGCCCGCAGGGAGCCAGCGCUCAGCAGCCGGUGCGCGGCCUCGGCGAGGGCGGGGGAAGAAAAACACCCUGUUUCCUCUCGGGCCCCCACCGCGGAUCAUGUACCAAGAUUAUCCCGGGAACUUUGAUACCUCAUCCCGGGGCAGCAGCGGCUCUCCUGCGCACGCCGAGUCCUACUCCAGUGGCGGCGGCGGCCAGCAGAAAUUCCGGGUAGAUAUGCCUGGCUCAGGCAGCGCCUUCAUCCCCACCAUCAACGCCAUCACGACCAGCCAGGACCUGCAGUGGAUGGUGCAGCCCACGGUGAUCACCUCCAUGUCCAACCCGUACCCCCGUUCGCACCCCUAUAGCCCCCUGCCAGGCCUGGCCUCUGUUCCCGGGCACAUGGCCCUCCCAAGACCUGGCGUGAUCAAGACCAUUGGCACCACCGUGGGCCGCAGGAGGAGAGAUGAGCAGCUGUCCCCUGAAGAGGAGGAGAAGCGUCGAAUCCGGAGGGAGAGGAACAAGCUGGCCGCGGCCAAGUGCCGGAACCGCCGCCGGGAGCUGACAGAGAAGCUGCAGGCGGAGACGGAGGAACUGGAGGAGGAGAAGUCAGGCCUGCAGAAGGAGAUCGCCGAGCUGCAGAAGGAGAAGGAGAAGCUGGAGUUCAUGCUGGUGGCCCACGGGCCUGUGUGCAAGAUCAGCCCCGAGGAGCGCCGGUCGCCCCCGGCCUCCGGGCUGCAGGCCCUGCGCAGUGGGGGCAGUGGAGGGGUAGGCGCCGUGGUGGUGAAGCAGGAGCCCCUGGAAGAGGACAGCCCCUCGUCCUCAUCGGCGGGGCUGGACAAGGCGCAGCGCUCCGUGAUCAAGCCCAUCAGCAUCGCUGGGGGCUUCUACGGGGAGGAGCCCCUGCACACCCCCAUAGUGGUGACCUCCACUCCUGCCAUCACUCCAGGCACCUCGAACCUCGUCUUCACCUACCCCAGCGUCCUGGAGCAGGAGUCUCCAGCGUCGCCCUCUGAGUCCUGCUCCAAGGCUCACCGCAGAAGCAGUAGCAGUGGGGACCAGUCAUCAGACUCCUUGAACUCCCCGACUCUGCUGGCUCUGUAACCCAGCUCCCAGGGGGGUCCUCGUCACUGCCUCCUUCCCAGGGACCAGCACCUUUCAGCACUCCAGGGCCAUGAGGGUAAGAAGGGGACCCUGCCAGAGAGCUUCCUGCUUCUGGGGAGACCCAGGUGGGAUUUGGCGGUGAGGCGUUGGAGGACUUGGAUGAUCUCUUAGAAGUCACGGGACCUCCUCCCUUGUUCAUCUUGCAAAGCAAAUCCUGUUUCUUGAAAAACGUUGGAGAACUUGGUUUGGUGGACCCGGGCAUCUCUCUGGCUUCUGAAGAGCCUGAAGCUGGUGUGGACCGUUCCCGUCCCUUUGUCACGAUAUGUCUCUGGAGUGAUGGUGUCUUUCUCUGCCCCACCAAGCAUGCUCAGUGCCUUUUGGUUUCACCUUCCCACUAUUUGCCCCUUCCUUCCCCCAGUGUCAAUUUCACUUCCUCUUGGUUUUUAUCAAAUUUGCCAUGACAUUUCAUCUGGGUGGUCUGAAUAUUAAAGCUCUUCAUUUCUGGAGAUGGGGCAGCAGGUGACUCUUCUGCUGGGGCUGACUUGUCCAGAAGGGGACAGUCAAUGUGCAAUACAGAACCUUUCCUCCCCUGACACUCCCGGUCCACCACCAUCUCCAGAACCACCAGCAGGGCUCCCUGAGCUCUCAAGGAGAUGCCGCCAUCGCUGGGAGGCUUGGAAGACCCUUCCUCCCCAUCCUCGGAGACGGCUUUUGGAGGAGCGGCUUGGCCAAAAGACAGGGUGUGAGUGAGACAGCCGGGGCACAGAUUGGGUUUGCCAAAUGCCUAAUUACCGGGCCAGGAAUAGUGCCAACAAGCCACAUGGGUGUCUUGAGUAGGACGUCUUCUGUAAUUACUGCCUCGCCGUUCUGCCCCGGACCCUUCUCUCCAGACCAGGGAGGCAUCUCUCCCUAGGAGCCACAAAUCACUCCAAGUCCCUGCCGGCUUUGCCCUCCCCCACCCUGUCUCUCAGGGUGAUGCCACCCACAGAGGUUUAAUGA